CUGACAUCCGCCUCCACAUACUACAGUAUUACAUACAUAAUCACGUUGGACUGCAAUCAUCAUACUUGAUAUUAUCGCGUCGUGUGUUCAGUCCGACAUAUGCGCUUUAAUUUUAUCAUCUCACGCUUUCCAGCCCGAUUCAAUACCUAUAGAAGUCAAAGUGUUAAGCAAUCCAAGUGUCCCUGGCAGUUCUGCAGUGCACAUAAACAAAAAGUUAGCAAUCUAGACUUUUAUGCUCGAGCUUUAGGAAUAAAUAGUCUACCACAAUUUCAAUCGAACGUGUGUAGCUCGCAACUAUUUUACAGCACCAUGGGAAAGCGUGCCAGGUCGGGCAGAGAUUCUGUUGAAGAUGUUCGAGAAGUAAAGAAACUCAAAUCAGUAAAACGCACCGUUGAGGAGAAGGUCAAUUCAGCACGAGUUCGGCGACUAAAUGGGAAACAGAACAUUGGUAAAAUAGUCGAGGUGGAGGAAGGGCACAAGACUGUUAUAUACUGGAUGGAGAGGGAUGUGCGCGUUAACGACAAUUGGGCGCUGCUCUACGCAGAAGAAUUGGCUCAAAAGAACAAGCUGACCCUCUCUGUGGUGUAUGUAUAUCCUGAGCGAUACCGCGAAGAAGCCACCGUCCGCCAGGAACUAUUCAGAUUACGCGGUUUGCAAGAAGUUUCCAAAAGAUUGCAAGGGUUGAAUAUCCCGUUCCAUUUUCUCGUGGGGGAUGUGGCCAAAAAUAUAGUAGACCAGAUUGACAAACUUGAUGCUGCCGUGGUUGUAGUGGACUUUCACGCUCUGCGGCAGAAAAGGAAGUGGCGAGAUUCGGUGGCAGAGAAGGUGUGCAGCAUCCCGGUCAUGGAAGUGGAUGCCCACAACGUCGUCCCCGUGUGGGGGACCAGCGAGAAAUGUGAAUAUGGUGCGCGGACGAUACGAACCAAAAUACACAAAAGACUUGCCGAAUUCGGUACAGAGUUUCCUGAGGUUGAAGUACAGGAAGGAGAUGUUGAGGAUGCUGAGGAAGUGGACUGGGAUGAGAUAAUGAAUAACGUUGACGCUGAUCAUGAUGUUCCCGAGGUAAAAUGGUGUACCCCAGGGGAGGCAGGUGCCAUGGAAGCUCUCGAGACUUUUGUGAACGAACGACUGCAGCUAUUUGCUCGUGAUCGGAAUGAUCCAAAUGUCCAUGCUUCGAGUGAUUUGUCGUGUUUCUUCAACUUCGGCCAACUUUCUGCGCAGCGUGCGUUUCUGGUCGUACAAACAUUCUCAGGUUCCGUCCAGAAGGGACGAGAAUCGUUCAUCGAAGAAUCAAUUGUACGACGAGAACUGUCCGACAACUUCUGUUUCUACAAGCCAGAUACGUACGACACCUUAGAAGGGGCGCCGGGAUGGGCCCAGGAGAGUCUUGAAAAACACACUGAAGAUAAGAGAGAAUAUACUUACACGAGCGACGAGUUCGCCAAGGGGAACACACAUGAUGAUCUGUGGAAUGCGGCUCAGCUCCAGAUGGUCGAAGAAGGUAAAAUGCAUGGUUUCCUGCGGAUGUACUGGGCCAAAAAGAUACUCGAGUGGACUCAGACUCCUCAAACGGCAUUGAAAACGGCUUUGUACCUCAAUGACAAGUACGAAAUCGAUGGCUACGAUCCAAAUGGCUAUGUAGGGUGCAUCUGGAGUAUAGGGGGUGUACACGAUCAGGGAUGGAUGGAGCGCUCUGUCUUUGGGAAAGUGCGGUAUAUGAAUUACAACGGAUGUCUGCGGAAGUUCAAUGUGUAUGAAUUCGUGCAGCAGUAUCCUCAAGCGGUCAAGAAUUGCAAGGCUCAGGGUGGCACUCCUACCAAGGAGAAGCACAGCAAAAAGAAAAAAUAGCGCGGAAGGAAAAUACUGUAUUGUGGUCGAUAAAGGAAUACAUACUUCUGAACCAUAAUUCCCAUGAACAACGCUCAUUAUCAGUACAUAUUGUAUUAUCCUAUAUAUAGUAGACACAUGUGUCUUACGAUAGUAGGUUCCAGUACAUGACCGGCCUCAACGACUACUUCCCUCAACACUUCGAGCACAGCCGAAUUUCCCCAGCACUUCAAGGGCAUCAAGAAUAGUCGAUAUAAAUACUAUAUGUACUGAAGUAUGAAUUAACAAAGCAACGCAUUGCGAGACGAACUAAUCGUAAAUCCAAUUUUUCAGUAUUUGUAUACCUUUACUGGCUGAUGCACCAGUGGCGUAGAUAAUCGCAGAUUGAAACAUUCGAACUGAUAGACGUCGAAUGAGUCAGAUUCACUGCAGAAGCUCGCGAGGGGCUGCUGUAAAAACCGAGAGGAGCAAGAAGAAAAGGCUACUCUGUGGUGAGCGCUAUCUCCAUCAUAUAUUGUAUGGAGAAUCUAAAGCAUAUUAAGUGCUAUAAAUAUAUAGAUAUGUACUGAAACUAAAUCC
Sphaeroforma arctica JP610 is the source of this 2406-nucleotide messenger RNA. RefSeq lists its product as hypothetical. The record is from RefSeq and is a predicted model, not a curated record. Gene Ontology annotation, biological process: photoreactive repair. The transcript has 13 exons. Gene Ontology annotation, molecular function: deoxyribodipyrimidine photo-lyase activity. NCBI's taxonomy places the organism in Eukaryota, Ichthyosporea, Ichthyophonida. The coding region runs from base 100 to 1848 and encodes 582 amino acids.